GAUGCACACCUCCAGCACCACGUGUAGUCUGGGUUCUUCUGACGAGAACACCGUGAGCCAGGCAGACGAUGGGUUAAAGACCGUCCACCUGGAGUUAACGGAGACCUGUCUGGACAUGAUGGCUCGAUACGUCUUCUCCAACUUCUCAGCGCUGCCCAAGAGGUCUCCUAUAGCAGAGUUCCUUCUGGCGGGGGGUCGCAGUAUGACCUGGCUGGUGGGUAACAAGCUGAUCACCAUAACGACCAGCGGUGGGGUCAGGAGUCAGGCCUUACUGGGAAUGGACAUGGCUGAGAGGCUGGGAGGAGGGGGAGAGAUGACCAGGUCAGACCCCUCCCUUCACACCCGUCAGACCAAAGAGGCUCCGGCCAAACUGGAGUCCCAGUCCAGUCAACAGCUCAACAGAGCCUCACGCAUCAGAGUACGAUCCAUGUCAGGUGGCCAUGCCCUCCGUGCAGGUCCAGCCCAGAGCCUCAGCCCCCUGGUCUCACCCUCUGAGGGGGGAGAGCUGUGUGGUGUCCCCCUCUCUCCCCCCUCCUCCUCCUCCGGCCCCUGUCUGGAUGGCCUGGAGCCCCCCUCUCCUUCCCCCUGUCCCCCUAAGGACCCCCUCAAAGACAAGCCCAGCCUGGCAGAGUUCCUGCCCGUUCUGACCCAGGGAUGGGCCGAGAUCUUCAUACGCAGACCCUCAGGUAACACCAGCUGGUUGAUGUGUCUGGAGAACCCUCCCAGUCCCUUCUCCUCUGAGCUGGGUAACAUGCCUCUCCAGGAGCUGUCCUCUGUCCUCAUGGCCAUGGAGGGGGUCAAGGAGCCCCCCACUCAGACUGCCAGCGCCCCCGCCAGCACAGCCACGCCCGCCCCGACCCCCGUAGCCCUUAACCCCCCUGGACUCAUCCAAGGGGGCAAGCCUGGACUCAUCCAGCGCUCUAACACAGUGGGCUCUCUCUCCUCUCUGGGUCUGUCCUUCGCCCCGCCCCCAGUUCCGGUUCGGCUCCAACGGAGCAUUUCCUGGGCAGACUCUGUGGUAGUGCUAGAGGGGACAGGGGUCAGGGGCCACGUAGACUACCCCUCUGAUUGGCCAGAGGCGGAGAAGUUUGAGGCCAUGCCCUCCGAACCCAUCUACAUCGCUGCUGACAAGUUCAUCAAGGCCCUGCCCCCUAGAACACUCAGCAGGUCGUCCUCCAGUUCCAGCCAGGAAGAUGAGAAGUCCACCCUGGAGGAGGUGAGUGAGGGGUUCAUCCCCAUCGACCAGCCCCCCCUGGCCCCCUCCACCCCGGGCAGCCAAGGCCCAGAGCUCCCCUUCCAGACCCAGAACCAGCCUGAGACCCAGACCCUCAACAAGUCCAGCUCCUCCCCUGAGCUCCAGACCCUACCAGAGGCCUUCCCCAAGACCACAACAGGACCCGGGGCCGGAGGAGGAGAGGCACCCGGGGUUCGGUCCCCCUCGGAGGGGAAGAGCCAGCCACAACAGCCCCCGGCAGAGAAAGAGAUGGAGAAGGUGGAGAGUGGAGGAGGGGUGAACAGACAGAAUCAGAGUGGGGAUACCACCCCAGUGACAGGGGGGUUGUCUGGGACAUCGGGAGGAGGAGGGGUGAACAGACAGAAUCAGAGUGGGGAUACCACCCCAGUGACAGGGGGGUUGUCUGGGACAUCGGGAGGAGGAGGAGGUUCCUCUUCCUCGCAGGGAGCCAGGAUGAGGUUGGAGUUCCCAGCGCCCCACCAGCCUGGACCCCUCUCCCCCAGCGGAGGGCACCGUCCCAGGGGUCACACCAUCUCAGUGUCGGCCCCCUCCUCCAGGAGAGAGAGGAUAGGAGGAGACGCGUACCACACCACCCGGCCCGGACCCACCAACACUGAGAAGACCAGUGGACUCAGUCCCAGUUUUGUGUUCCUUCAGCUCUACCACUCUCCCUUCUUUGGCAACGAGGCCAACAAGCCUCUCCUGCUGCCCAAGUCUCAGCUGAUCGACAGAGCGGUGAAGGUUCUGGACCAGAUGCCUCCGUACGAUACCCAUAAGAUUGGAGUGGUGUUUGUCGGAGCUGGACAGGUAUUCAACGAGGUGUCCAUCCUGUCCAAUGAGUAUGGUUCUAACCGCUACGCUGGCUUCCUGACCGGCCUGGGGAAGCUGAUCCACCUGAAGGACUGUGAUCCAGACCAGAUCUUCCUGGGGGGUCUAGACCAGUAUGGAGAUGACGGGGAGUUUACCUACUGCUGGCACGAUGACAUCAUGCAGGCCAUCUUCCACAUAGCCACCCUGAUGCCCAACAGAGACAGUGAUAAGGGCUGCUGUAACAAGAAGAGACACAUUGGAAACGACUUUGUUAUGGUGGUUUACAACGACUCGGGAGAGGAGUACAAACUGGGGACCAUCAAGGGUCAGUUUAACUUUGUUGAGGUGAUCAUUAAGCCUCUGGACUACGGAAGUAACCUGGUCACCCUGCAGUGCAGGAAAGAUCUGGAGGGUCUAGUUGACACCAGUGUAGUGAAGAUCGUCUCAGACCAAAACCUUCCAUUGCUGGUACGACAGAUGGCCCUACACGCUAACAUGGCAUCUCUGGUCCACCAGUACAGAGCAAACCCUUCUGAUGCCUACGCCUCCAAGUGGCUGGCCAGACUACGACACAUCAAGAGACUCCGGACAAGGGCCCAGGAGGAGAUCCAGUCUCGUCCUACCCCCGGUAUCUCUCUGACCCAGAGCCACUCCUCCCAGACCAAACAGUCCUCCUACCAGCAGGUCAGCGGAGGAGGCUCCAACACGGACUCCUCCGGACAGAGGAAGAGACUGGUCUCCACCGUGGACGACUUCACCGACUUCGUCUGAGCCUUGAGGACGCCUUCCCAGUGUCAAAUGUCUAUACUAGUAUACUACUGAGGGUCAAAUGGCAUCCUACUCCCUAUAUAGUGUGCUACUGUUGACCAGAGUCAUAUGGACCAUGGUCAACAGUAGUGCACUAUAUAGGGAAUAGGGUGCCCUUUCACACAUAGUAUGCAUCCCCAAUACAUUGGUUUCAUACUAUGUAGUAUGCUAGUAUGGAUAUUGUAACGGAGUGAUAUUUCUGAUACUGUUUCCGGUCCCCCUGCUCAAGGCAGACGUUGCCUCCCUCACCACAGAUCUAGGAUCAGGUUAUCCGAGUGGUUCUAAUGUCCACUAGCAGGAGGAUAAUAAAAUACCUGAUCCUAGAUCUGUGUUUAGUCAGGGACAACAUUGACCUGCUUUCGCUCUUUCUCUCUUGAUACACACACACACACACACCGGUUGAAUAACUUCCUGCUUUCUACCUAUAUGAUUUGACGAUUCUCUCCCAGACAUUUGUCUUGACAAGCUGAUGUGGCUUUUCAUCCAACUGCUCCCAUGAAUUAGUUGUGCUGGUGAUGAGAUGACCGGUACAGAUGGUGCAGCCUAACUAACGCUGCGUCCCUAUUGUCUUUCUAAUACACUGUGCUUGACCAGGACACGUGGGCUCUGUCUAAAGUAGUGCACUAUGUAGAGGGAAUAGGGUGCCAUUUGGAACGCAGAGAAUGACCCCCCCGUGGUUUACACAGCUGACGCACACCCUUUCAUCCCUCUCCUCAUUUCCUUCUCUCAUCCCCUCGCAAAACCACUCAGAAGGAAGUAUGGUGAAUGAGAAACACGACAUUUGAAAGCUGUGUGUGUACAGAAUAAACAAAACAAAUAGCCAA
Messenger RNA from Oncorhynchus tshawytscha (Chinook salmon), 3675 nucleotides. RefSeq names its product tuberin. The record is from RefSeq and is a predicted model, not a curated record. Gene Ontology annotation, molecular function: GTPase activator activity. NCBI's taxonomy places the organism in Eukaryota, Metazoa, Chordata, Actinopteri, Salmoniformes, Salmonidae. Gene Ontology annotation, biological process: negative regulation of TOR signaling; negative regulation of insulin receptor signaling pathway; regulation of cell cycle. Gene Ontology annotation, cellular component: TSC1-TSC2 complex; nucleus; cytoplasm.